AGUGCAUCCUCCAUGGUUAGAAAAAUAAAUGAAAUUCAAGAGAAGUUGACCAUUUCUGGGAUGCACAUUUCAGCAGAGAUUUCACAUCCAGUCAUCAACCCUGUACUUCCAUAUAGAGGAAAAAUCCCAGAAGGUUUAAAGACUGAUAUAGCUGUAGUCUUUCAAGGAAUUCUUCCGGCAGAUGCCAAAGAGUUUGCAGUAAAUUUCCAGACGGGUGAGUCUGAUGGUGAUGACAUCGCUUUUCACAUCAACCCCCAAAUUGGUGAUGUAGUGGCCUUGAACAGCUUCAGAAAUGGUAGCUGGGAGACUGAGGAACAUGCCUCUGUCACGGCCUAUACUAAGGAAGAAGCCUUGAAUAUGUCCAUUGCCAUUAACUCAGAGGGAUAUGAGGUCUAUGUGAAUGGUUUGCACCACUGUGCAUUUAAUCACCGCAUUCCUGUAGAGAACAUUUCUACACUUGGUAUUUCAGGAGAUGUUAUCAUCUACUACUUUGGAUUUGUUGAGAACUGGAGUGACUCCUCCAUUUUAAAGAAAAUGAAUGAGAUCCAUGAAAUGUCGGUCACUUCCGGGAGCCUGAUAGACGUCCGUCCUGAGAUUUCACCUUCAAUCAGCAACCCUGAACUUCCAAAUGUAGGUGUAAUCCCUCAAGGGUUAAAGACAGAUGUGGAUGUCAUGUUCCAAGUGAUUCUUCCUGCAGAUGCUAAUGAUGCUGUGAACUUGAACAGUAUUCACCAUGAGCCUGAAAAAUUGAACGACUCUUUCGUGGCUGUGGAUAUGAAUAAAAUCCAGGAUACAUCACUGACUAGUGGGAACCUGAUAGACGUCCCAGCAGAGAUUUCACAUCCAGUCAGCAACCCAGAACUUCCAUAUGUAGACUCGAUCCCAGGAGGAUUAAAGACAGACAUGGCUGUCGUGUUUCAAGGAGCUCUUCCAGCAGAUUCCAAACAGUUUGUAAUAAAUUUCCAGACGAGUAAAAAUGAUGGUGACGACAUCGCUUUUAACAUCAACCCCCGAAUUGGUGAUGCAAUGGCCUUAAACAGCUUCAGAAAUGGUAGCUGGGAGACUGAGGAACAUGCCUCUGUUACGGCCUUUACUAAGGAAGAAGCCUUGAAUAUGUCCAUUGCCAUCAACUCAGAUGGAUAUGAGGUCUAUGUGAAUGGUUUGCACCAGUGUACAUUUAAUCACCGCAUUCCUGUAGAGAACAUUUCUACACUUGGUAUUUCUGGAGAUGUUAUUAUCUACUACUUUGGAUUUGUUGACAACUGGAGUGACUCCUCCAUUUUUAAGAAAAUGAAUGAGAUCCAUGAAAUGUCGGUCACUUCCGGGAGCCUGAUAGACGUCCGUCCUGAGAUUUCACCUAUAAUCAGCAACCCUGAACUUCCAAAUGUAGGUGUAAUCCCUCAAGGGUUAAAGACAGAUGUGGAUGUCAUGUCCCAAGUGAUUCUUCCUGCCGAUGCUAAUGAUGCUGUGUACUUGAACAGUAUUCACCAUGAGCCUGAAAAAUUGAAUGACUCGUUUGUGGCUGUGGAAAUGAAUAAAAUCCAGGACACAUCACUGACUAAUGGGAACCUGAUAGACGUCCCAGCUGAGAUUUCACAUCCAAUCAGCAACCUUCAAUUGAUCGAUUCGUCUGUGGCUGUGGAAAUGAAUAAAAUCCAGGACGCAUUACUGACUAGCGGCAGCCUGAUAGUCGUCCCAGCAGAGAUUUCACAUCCAGUCAGCAACCCUGAACUUCCAUAUGUAGACUCGAUCCCAGGAGGAUUAAAGACAGACAUGGCUGUCGUGUUUCAAGGAGCUCUUCCAGCAGAUUCCAAACAAUUUGCAAUAAAUUUCCAGACGGGUAAAAAUGAUGGUGAUGACAUCGCUUUUCAUAUCAACCCCCGAAUUGGUGAUGUAGUGGCCUUGAACAGCUUCAGAAAUGCUAGCUGGGAGACUGAGGAACAUGCCUCUGUUACGGCCUUUACUAAGGAAGAAGCCUUGAAUAUGUCCAUUGCCAUCAACUCAGAUGGAUAUGAGGUCUAUGUGAAUGGUUUGCACCAGUGUACAUUUAAUCACCGCAUUCCUGUAGAGAACAUUUCUACACUUGGUAUUUCAGGAGAUGUUAUCAUCUACUACUUUGGAUUUGUUGAUAACUGGAGUGAUUCCUCCAUUUUUAAGAAAUUGAAUGAGAUCCAUGAAAUGUCGGUCACUUCCGGGAGCCUGAUAGACGUCCUCCCUGAGAUUUCACCUAUAAUCAGCAACCCUGAACUUCCAAAUGUAGGUGUAAUCCCUCAAGGGUUAAAGACAGAUGUGGAUGUCAUGUUCCAAGUUAUUCUUCCUGCAGAUGCUAAUGAUGCUGUGAACUUGAACAGUAUUCACCAUGAGCCUGAAAAAUUGAAUGACUCAUGUGUGGCUGUGGAAAUGAAUAAAAUCCAGGACACAUCACUGACUAGUGGGAACCUGAUAGAUGUCCCAGCAGAGAUUUCACAUCCAAUCAGUAACCUUCAAUUGAUCGAUUCAUCUGUGGGGGUGGAAAUGAAUAAAAUCCAGGACACAACACUGACUAGCGGGAGCCUGAUAGUCGUCCCAGCAGAGAUUUCACGUCCAGUCAGUAACCCUGAGCUUCCAUAUGUAGACUCGAUCCCAGGAGGAUUAAAGACAGACAUGGCUGUAGUGUUUCAAGGAGCUCUUCCAGCAGAUUCCAAACAGUUUGCAAUAAAUUUCCAGACGGGUAAAAAUGAUGGUGAUGACAUCGCUUUUCACAUCAACCUCCGAAUUGGUGAUGUAGUAGCCUUAAACAGCUUCAGAAAUGGUAGCUGGGAGACUGAGGAACAUGCCUCUGUCACGGCCUUUACUAAGGAAGAAGCCUUGAAUAUGUCCAUUGCCAUCAACUCAGAUGGAUAUGAGGUCUAUGUGAAUGGAUUGCACCACUGUACAUUUAAUCACCGCAUUCCUGUAGAGAACAUUUCUACACUUGGUAUUUCUGGAGAUAUUAUCAUCUACUACUUUGGAUUUGUUGAUAACUGGAGUGACUCCUUCAUUUUUAAAAGAAUGAAUGAGAUCCAUGAAAUGUCGGUCACUACCGGGAGCCUGAUAGACGUCCGUCCUGAGAUUUCACCCAUAAACAGCAACUCUGAACUUCCAAAUGUAGGUGUAAUCCCUCAAGGGUUAAAGACAGAUGUGGAUGUCAUGUUCCAAGUGAUUCUUCCUGCCGAUGCUAAUGAUGCUGUGAACUUGAACAGUAUUCACCAUGAGCCUGAAAAAUUGAAUGACUCGUCUGUGGGUGUGGAAAUGAAUAAAAUCCAGGACGCAUUACUGACUAGCGGCAGCCUGAUAGUCGUCCCAGCAGAGAUUUCACAUCCAUUCAGCAACCCUGAACUUCCAUAUGUACACUCGAUCCCAGGAGGAUUAAAGACAGACAUGGCUGUCGUGUUUCAAGGAGCUCUUCCAGCAGAUUCCAAACAGUUUGCAAUAAAUUUCCAGACGGGUAAAAAUGAUGGUGACGACAUCGCUUUUCACAUCAACCUCCGAAUUGGUGAUGUAAUGGCCUUAAACAGCUUCAGAAAUGGUAUCUGGGAUACUGAGGAACAUGCCUCUGUUACGGCCUUUACUAAGGAAGAAGCCUUGAAUAUGUCCAUUGCCAUUAACUCAGAGGGAUAUGAGGUCUAUGUGAAUGGUUUGCACCACUGUACAUUUAAUCACCGCAUUCCUGUAGAGAACAUUUCUACACUUGGUAUUUCUGGAGAUAUUAUCAUCUACUACUUUGGAUUUGUUGAUAACUGGAGUGACUCCUCCAUUUUUAAGAAAAUGAAUGACAUCCAUGAAAUGUCGGUCACUACCGGGAGCCUGAUAGACGUCCUCCCUGAGAUUUCACCUAUAAUCAGCAACCCUGAACUUCCAAAUGUAGGUGUAAUCCCUCAAGGGUUAAAGACAGAUGUGGAUGUCAUGUUCCAAGUUAUUCUUCCUGCAGAUGCUAAUGAUGCUGUGAACUUGAACAGUAUUCACCAUGAGCCUGAACAAUUGAACGACUUGUUUGUGGCUGUGGAAAUGAAUAAAAUCCAGGACACAUCACUGACUAGUGGAAACCUGAUAGACGUCCCAGCAGAGAUUUCACAUCCAAUCAGCAACCCAGAACUUCCAUAUGUAGACUCGAUCCCAGGAGGAUUAAAGACAGACAUGGCUGUCGUGUUUCAAGGAGCUCUUCCAGCAGAUUCCAAACAGUUUGCAAUAAAUUUCCAGACGGGUAAAAAUGAUGGUGACGACAUCGCUUUUAACAUCAACCCCCGAAUUGGUGAUGUAGUGGCCUUGAACAGCUUCAGAAAUGGUAGCUGGGAGACUGAGGAACAUGCCUCUGUUACGGCCUUUACUAAGGAAGAAGCCUUGAAUAUGUCCAUUGCCAUCAACUCAGAUGGAUAUGAGGUCUAUGUGAAUGGUUUGCACCAGUGUACAUUCAAUCACCGCAUUCCUGUAGAGAACAUUUCUACACUUGGUAUUUCUGGAGAUGUUAUCAUCUACUACUUUGGGUUCGUUGAAAACUGGAGCAGAUCUUCCUUGGCAUUAGAAAAUAAAGAAAUCACUGAAAUGACUUCUGUGACACUUUUACCCAUCACAUCAGACAAGCUUGCACUUUCAUUUGUAAGCACCAUCCCAGGUGGGAUAAAAGCAGAUAUGGGUAUACUGUUUUGUGGGACAGUUCUUGAAGAUUCAAAUGAGUUUGAAAUAAAUUUCCAAACAAGUCAAUCCACUGAUGAUAUCGCUUUUAACAUCAAUCCUCAAAUUGUUCGUUUUCUGGUGCUAAGCAGCCUCAGAAAAGGUAGUAGGGAGACAGAAGAUUUAGCUUCAGACAAGGGAGCAGCCUUCAAUAUGUUUGUUGUUGUCAGAUUGGAGGGUUAUGAGGUCUUUGUGAAUGGCCUGCAGUAUUGCAUGUUCAAGCAUCGCGUUCCUUUAGCUGUCAUUUCUUCACUUGGCGUUCGUGGAGAUGUUUUUGUCAAUUUUAUUGGUGUUAUUGAUAACUGGAGUAGCUCUUCUAUGGUUAUGGAAAGAUCAUGCUGGAGACCAAUACCAAUCCCAUCAGAGGUUUUGCAUCCAGUCAGCAACCCAGUUCUUCCUUAUGUAGGAGUGAUCCCAGGAAAGGCAAAACCAGAUAUGGCUGUCUUCUUCCAAGGGGCUCUUCCAGCAGAUGCCAAUGAGUUUAUAAUAAAUUUCCAAACAGGGAACUCUGAUGGUGAUGAUAUUGCCUUUUGCAUUAACCCCCACCUUGGCUGUUAUGUGGCAAUCAACAGCUUCAGAAAUGGUAGCUGGGAGACUGAGGAAUCUGUCGCCGACAAACCCUUUACCAAGGGAGCUGCCUUUAAUAUGUUUGUUAUCAUUAAAUCUGAGCACUAUGAGGUCUACGUGAAUGGCUUGGAGCUUUGCACAUUCAAACAUCGCAUUCCUUUGGAGAAGAUUUCUGUGCUUGGCAUUUCUGGAGAUGUUUCCAUCAAUUUCAUUGGUUUUAUUGAGACCUGGAGCAAAUUUUCCUUCAUCAUAGAAAAUAAUGAAAUCACAGGCAUGCGGAACUCAUCCUGGAGAUGCUCGUCUCAUCAGAUGAUCAGCACAUCAUCUUAAGAUAUUUAAUCACGUUUUCAUAACUGUUGGUUUUUGUCAUCGUCCUUUUGCAUCAUUAUAUGGAGUUUUAACUAGAAUUAGAAUUGUUGUGUUCUGCAUGUAAUUAUUCAUUUCUGGAUUAGAAUAUAGACAACACUUUCUAUUAUGAUAGGCCUCAAAACAAUAUUUACUGCAUUAACUACAUUACCAAAUCAUUAUCUUUAAUAAACCAUACAUGUCAUACGUUAUGUAUAUCAUACUGUAUGUACCUGCCUAAUGUUUCUUCCGUUUGAUGAUUGAAAAUAUGUCCAACGAAUUUAGCAAAGGUAAAAAUAUAGUACCGAAUGUUGAGAGCUAAGUUAGAUUUUUAUUCAAAUAUAUACAUUCAUGACCUCAUUUACAACUUGCAAAUAUGAUUAUAAAAAGUUUUGAUUAUUUGGUUAUGUUAUUAAUCCUUAUGCUAAUGCUGGAUGAUGUUCAGCAUUGUCAGUACUGUCAGUUAAAGGAAUUAUUAAAGGAAUUUUAAUACAAGCUAUUAUUUAGUAUACUGAAAACAUAAAUUGUCCAUAUUUUAAUUGAGCACAGCUUUUAUACAACUUUUUAUAAAUGUUAAUAAACUAAAAACCUAAUACAUAAACUGUAAUAGCCCAAAGGUACUCAUAACACUAUAAGCUUUGCUGUAUAAAUAAUAAUGUAGAAGACAAUUGGAUGAAUGGGGAAUGGGGGAUUUCCUUGCAUCUGGUUUUGACACUAUCCCCUGUCCCCUACUUUCUAUAGUGUUUGUUGGGUUUUUUUUUUGUUUGUUUGUUUUGUUUUGUUUUGUUUUGGCUUGGGAUACAUUUUGUCCUUGUUUCAUCAGAAUAAGCUCAAUAUGAUUGAUAUUUAAUAUGCAAAACUAAACAGUAGAAGACAAUGUCUUCUGCAGUUGGUUAUAUAAUUAUGGCCUGGUGUCAAGGACGUCUUUACACACAAACGUUAUGCCCCUGGCUGACAGAGACGUUAAGUUCAAUGAGAGACAUUUGAAUAAAAUAUUAGAUUUUUUUAUUUACAUAAUCACCAUUCUUGCAUUUCUUUCUCAUGAGAAAGUGAGAUUUGGGGAUCAGGUGAAUGUCACUGAAAAUAUUUCCAAACAUUACAGUACAGGAGCAAUGUACAAAUGUACUGUUUAAUGACCAUUUGGACCAAUGUGCAAAUGUACUGUUAUAAUGCUGUACAUGACAAUAUAAAAGUUGUCAUUUGUUUUUAACAGCCAAUGUAACUAUACUCUAACAUAGAUGUAAGUAACUGGGUACAUAUUUUAUGUAUAUCAAGCUAUGGGUUUAUAUUUAAAUCCAGGGUCAGUUCUAGGAUUUACUCUUUAGGGGGUUUUAGCCCUCAGUGAGAGUUUAAAACAAGAAGAGCUUUAUAUUAUAUACUAUAUGACUACAU
This is a messenger RNA of Tachysurus fulvidraco (yellow catfish), 6993 nucleotides long. RefSeq lists its product as uncharacterized. The transcript is spliced from 50 exons. The coding region runs from base 13 to 5586 and encodes 1857 amino acids. Lineage: Eukaryota; Metazoa; Chordata; Actinopteri; Siluriformes; Bagridae. The record is from RefSeq and is a predicted model, not a curated record. Gene Ontology annotation, molecular function: carbohydrate binding.